This is a messenger RNA of Eimeria necatrix, 1313 nucleotides long. RefSeq lists its product as hypothetical. The record is from RefSeq and is a predicted model, not a curated record. The annotation marks the transcript as partial. NCBI's taxonomy places the organism in Eukaryota, Apicomplexa, Conoidasida, Eucoccidiorida, Eimeriidae. The transcript has 3 exons.
CCGAGGUUGGUGAUCGCCCCAGUGGACAGCAGGGAACGGCGGAUGCAGAGCAGCAGGACCAGCAACAGCAGCAGCAACAGCAGCAGCAGCAACAGCAGCAGCAGCAACAGCAGCAGCAGCAACAGCAGCUGCAGCAGGAACAAGAGCGACAACAACAGCAGCAACAGCAGCAGCAGCAACCGCAGCAGCAGCAACCGCAGCAGCAGCGAGAGCAGCAGCAGCAGCUACAGCAGCAGCUGCAGCAGCAGCAACAGCAGCAACAGCAGCAGCAACUACAACAACAGCAGCCGCCGCAGCAGCAGCGCCAGCAGCAGCAGCAGCAACAGCAGCAGCAGCAGCAGGAAAGGGCGGAGCAAGAGGAAGAUGAGGAGACUCGGAGUAGCGAGCAGCGUGAGCUCCAGCAGCAGCGAUUCCAGCAGCAGCAGCAGCAGUUCGAGCAGCAGCGCCUGCAGCAGCAGCAGCAGCAGCAGCAGCAGCAGGAAGAGGCCAGCAUUGCGGUGCAGCAAGACCUGUUUAGCUUCGAGCAGCAGCCGCGGGAUCUGCUGCAGCAGCAAAUGCAAAGAGAAGCAGCAGCAUGGAUGCUGCAGCACUAUGUACAUGCAGCAGCAGCAGCAAGGCAAGACGGCGCCAGCAGCAGCAGCAGCAGCAGCAGCAGCAGCAGCAGCAGCAGCCAGGCCUCGCGCUUUCCCCUCAUGCCGUUUUCGUCAGAGGCAGCGGCAGCAAACGCAGCGGCAGCAGCAACAGCAGCAGCAGCGGCAGCUUCGUUUCGCAGCCUAGGGGAGCAGCAGCAGCUGCAGCAGCAGCAGCAGCUGCAGCAGCAGCAGCAGCAGCUGCAGCAACACGCAUGCAUUUCUUCUCUUGUCCAUAACGGAGGCAGCGGCGGGAUCCGAGUCGAUAUGUUUGCUGCUGCCUCUCAAGCUGCUGCUGCUGCUGCUGCUGCUGCUGCUGCUGAGGGCGACCGCAAGAACGCAGCAGCAGCAGCAGCAGCAGCAGCAGCAGCAGCAGCACCUGGCGUCGCUGCAGCAGCAGCAGCAAACCUUACCCACAAGGUCUUGAGUUUUUCAUUUGGUGCCUCUACUCCCAGCAGCAGCAGCAGCAGCAGCAGCAGCAGCAGCAGCUGCAGCAGCAGCAGCAGCAGCAGCGGGGCAGAGGCAAAGGAGGAGAGGGCGAGGAAGCGCGGGGAGCAGCAUCAACAGCAGCACCAAAUAGCAGCAGCAGCAGCUGAAGCAGCAGCAGCGUCAGCAGCAGCUGAAAGAGCAGCAGCGCGUCAGCAGCAGCAGCUGAAACAGCAGCAGCAUCAGCAGCAACAGUAG